AUGGGUUCUAUACAAUGCGAAUUAUCGGGAUCCAUCAAGGUCGCUAUAGAUCGUGGCGGCACCUUUACCGAUGUCGUCGUGUUUUAUCCCGAUGGAACUGAGAAGAUCUUUAAGUUGCUUUCUAAAGAUCCCGAGAACUACGAUGAUGCGCCCAUCGAAGCACUCAGGCGAAUCCUGGAGGAGGUUCAUGGAAGGAGUAUUCCGAGGGGGACUCCGCUUGACCUGAGCAGAGUUGAGUCUCUGCGGAUGGGAACGACCGUGGCCACGAAUACAUUACUCGAGCGACAGGGUGCUAAGACGGCGCUGUUCAUCACACGAGGCUUCAGAGAUCUACUCAAGAUUGGAAACCAAUCCAGGCCUCAAAUGUUCGCACUCAACGUCCAGCGACCACUACCUCUGUAUAGCAAAGUGGUUGAUGUCCCCGAGCGUGUCACACUGCAUGAUUCUUCCUCCUACGGGAAAGGAGAGGCAUUUCAUGAACAGGCAGAUAUGAAUGGAGUAUCGAACAAACACACAGGCCGUGCUGGCCGUGUGGUAGACGGGGUUUCCGGCGAGCGGGUACGGAUCGUAGAGGGGCUUGACAUGGAGGCCACGAGGAAGGCGUUGGAGGAGACCUACAACGAGGGCUUUCGUAGUAUUGCCAUCUGUCUCAUUCACUCCUAUACCUUUCCCGACCAUGAACAGGCCAUUGCACAGGCAGCGAAACAGGUUGGCUUCACGCAGGUUUCGCUCUCGAGUGAACUUUCCCCGGCUAUCAGAAUGCUCUCGCGCGCAAACUCUGCUGUGACGGACGCAUAUCUGACCCCGGCUAUACAGGCAUACCUUGAAGGCUUCAAAGCAGGGGUGGACCGAAAGAGCCUCGAGACUGUUAACUGGCGUCUUAUGCAGUCUGAUGGAGGACUGGUUCAUCCCUCGAAGCUGUCUGGUCUCCGCGCGCUGCUUUCUGGGCCGGCAGGAGGAGUCAUCGGCUACGCAAGGACAUCAUAUAUGCCAGAAAACCCCGUUCCAGUGGUCGGAUUUGACAUGGGAGGAACUUCAACAGAUGUUUCACGGUAUGCGGGAUCCCCUGAGCUGACCUUCGAGGCCAUGACUGCGGGAGUGCUUGUGCAGGCUCCUCAGCUUGAUAUCAACACCGUGGCGGCUGGGGGUGGGAGUAUCUUGGCCUGGCGCAAGGGAAUUCUAGCUGUUGGACCUGAGAGUGCCGGUUCUCACCCAGGUCCAGCGUGCUACCGCAAAGGAGGCCCAGCAACGGUGACAGACGCAAAUCUUGUACUCGGGCGUAUCGUCCCGAAAUACUUCCCAUCAAUCUUUGGCGAGACCCAGGAUCAACCGCUUGAUUUCGACGCUUCUUUCCGGAAGAUCUCGGCUUUGGCAGAUGAGAUCAACAAAGAUCAGGGAACGCAGCUGUCACCGUAUGAAGUCGCUGAUGGCUUCAUCGCCGUUGCGAACGAGGCUAUGUGUCGGCCAAUUCGGGCGCUCACAGAAGCCAGAGGACACCAGAUGUCUGAUCACAUUCUGGCUGCAUUUGGCGGUGCUGGCGGCCAGCAUGCCUGUGAUAUCGCCCAGGCACUCCGGAUCGAACGAGUGGUCGUGCACAAGUAUUCUUCGGUACUCUCAGCGUACGGGAUGGCACUGGCAGACACAAUCCAAGAGGAGAGACUGCCCUACACUGACGUUUUGUCCACUGAAGUCUUGCCUCAUGUACAGACAGUGUUUGAUGAGCUUCGACUGAGGACGGUCAAGUCUAUCCAGCAGAUGGAUGCAACGUGCAAGUAUACCAGUUCGAGCUACUACCUAAAUCUGCGAUACGAAGGGAGCGACACGUCAUUAAUGAUCGAGAAACCUGACGACGGCUUGGACUUUGAAGAGGCCUUUGUCCGUGAGCAUUACCGGGAAUUCGGAUUUACUCCCACAGGGAGAAGAAUAUUGAUCGAUGAUAUCCGGGUCCGUACAACGGCCAAGGCCUCUACUGAGGAUAAAGUCGGCCUGCAAGAAUUGGACCAUCUCAAGGAACGGAACCCUGCCAGAUCGAGAGAGACAACACUGAUGUUCUUCAAUGGUGGUGGAAUGGUUAAUGUACCUCUCUUCCACCUCAAGGACCUCACGCCUGGAGACACCAUCACUGGCCCUGCUGCGGUCAUCGAUAAUACGCAGACGAUAAUCAUCUCUCCAAAAUGCACCGCAACAACGCUCUCUUCAAUGCUUGUCAUCGAUGUGAAUGCCAAACUUGCAACACCGGCCUCUGCCACAGAGGACCCUAUCCAGCUGUCCGUCUUCGCCAACCGCUUCAUGGGCAUCGCCGAGCAGAUGGGACGGGCCUUGCAAAAGACAUCCGUCAGCACGAACAUCAAAGAGCGUCUAGAUUUUAGCUGUGCCAUCUUCUCCGCCGAUGGAGGGCUCGUCGCCAAUGCGCCGCACGUGCCUGCUAUGCUCGGAAGCAUGGCCUUUUCCGUGAAGGGGCAGAUCGACUACUGGAAAGGUAAUAUCAGGAAGGGAGAUGUCUUCUUGUCAAACUCACCUUCAGCGGGAGGGACCCAUCUGCCUGACUUGACUGUCAUCACGCCCAUAUUCGACGAGAAGGGGGAAAAACUGCUCUUCUGGACUGCAUCGCGAGGGCACCAUGCUGACAUUGGUGGCAUCGUGCCGGGGUCGAUGCCAGCAACUUCCAAGGAAUUGUGGGAGGAGGGAGCGGUGAUUGAGGCCAUCAAGGUCAUUGAAGACGGCGUUUUCCAAGAGGAACGUGUGCGGAAGGUUAUGGUCGAAGACCCUGCGCGCUUCCCAGGCUGCCAGGGGACUCGUACGUACCAGGACAACCUAACAGAUAUCAAGGCACAGGCGGCGGCGAAUAAUAAAGGAUCUAUCCUGGUUUCUAAGCUCAUCAAAGAGUACACUCUUGAGACGGUAAUGCUCUAUAUGGAAGCAGUCCAACGGGCCGCUGAAAGUGCAGUCAGAGAGACAUUGAAGUGCCUCUGCCGCGAAAAAGGCCGCCAUGUAUUCCAGGCAGAGGAUUACAUGGACGAUGGAACGAGGAUCAAGCUCAAAAUAACCAUAGAUCCAGAGACAGGGGCAGCAGACUUCGACUUCAGGGGCACCAGUCCCCAGGCUCACGGCAAUUGGAACGCGCCGAUAGCAGUUAGCAACGCAGCAAUCAUUUACACGCUGCGGUGUCUUGUCAACGCCGAUAUCCCGCUGAACCAGGGCUGCAUUUUGCCCAUCAACAUCAUUAUUCCCGAGAACAGUCUCCUCAGCCCUUCCCUGGGCGCUGCAGUCGCCGCAGGAAACGGCCUGACGACACAGCGACUGGUCGACGUCAUCCUAAAGGCGCUGCAAAUCUGCGCCGCAAGCAACGGAUGCAUGGCCAAUUUCACAUUUGGGCUCCCGCAGACCCCCGACCACCCUGGCUUUGGAUACUACGAGACCAUCGCGGGCGGCAGCGGUGCAGGACCAACCUGGCAGGGAGAAGAGGGCGUCCACUGCCACAUGACCAACACGCGCAUCACGGAUCCGGAGAUCCUCGAGCGACGCUACCCCAUCAUCCUGCGGAAAUUCGCACUUCGACCAGGAAGCGGCGGCCGUGGGAGGUACAGGGGUGGUAACGGCGUUGUCCGCGAGGUGGAGUUCCUGAUCGACAUGCACGUCGGCAUCCUUUCGGAACGGCGCACAUUCCGGCCGUACGGCAUGGCAGGAGGAGAGCCAGCCGCGCCCGGGCAGAAUCUUUGGCUGCGCCGCGAGGACGGACGCGUGGUCAAUGUGAGUGGGAAGGCCAGCUUCUACGCGAAGGCCGGGGACAGGAUGCGCGUCUGCACGCCCGGCGGCGGAGGGUACGGGACAGCGACAGACGAAGCAGAGAGCGAGGAGAUAGACGCACUGAGUGCUGAUGUUGAGGACCUGAUGUCAGUAUUGAAAGCAUGGUAUUCUUGA
Monascus purpureus is the source of this 3921-nucleotide messenger RNA. The record is from the annotation of a GenBank genome assembly. NCBI's taxonomy places the organism in Eukaryota, Fungi, Ascomycota, Eurotiomycetes, Eurotiales, Aspergillaceae.